Messenger RNA from Amphiprion ocellaris (clown anemonefish), 1052 nucleotides. RefSeq lists its product as uncharacterized. The coding region runs from base 107 to 595 and encodes 162 amino acids. The transcript has 4 exons. NCBI's taxonomy places the organism in Eukaryota, Metazoa, Chordata, Actinopteri, Pomacentridae. The record is from RefSeq and is a predicted model, not a curated record.
AGGUUCAGCAGGUAGACUCACAGCGGCAGACUGAACCAGAACACACAUCCGGGGAUGAUCCAGUGAUCCUUGGCGGCCUCCAGCAGCUCCUCUAUCCGCUCCGAACAUGAAGCUGGCGGUAGCUCUGGUCGUCCUCAGCGUGACCGUCAUGGUCGUCAUGAUCGCUCAGACUCUGCGCCAGGAACUGACUCUGCGCGAACUGAAAACGCGCAUUUCGGCGAGCGCCUCGGAGGUGAAGAUGAAGGAGGAGGCUAUAGUCGAGGUGAAAGUCAAACUCCAGGAGCUGAAACAGUCCCUGAUGUCUUUGGAGACCAAGGUGGAAGAAGUGAAGAAGAGAAAGACAGAUGCGGAAAACUCUGAGCAGGAACUUCUUACUAGUCUGCAGACCUGCAACACUCAGCGGGAGCAGACAAAAGUGAAGCAUUCAGACUUGGCAGAAUCUGUGAACAAGCUCAAAGCUGAUCAUGAAGAGGCUAAAUCUAAAGCUCAGCACGACAUUCAGAAUUUGAAGCAACAGAUUCUGGACAGAGACAAAGCGGUCUGUGCCUUUGCAGACACGACCAAGGAUGAAGCACGGAGGCUGUGUGGACUCUAAUGGAAUCAAAAUCAAGAAACACUGACUGUAAAUUGUUUAAAAAAAAAGAUGCAUUCAAGUACAUAUCUAGUAUGUGGGUUGGUGAAAGAAUGUCCGUGCAUCCAUUUAUAGGACGCUGACGCGUGGGAUGGAGAAACGGUUUCAUGUCAUUUUGUAAUGCGACUGUGUUAGAACCAGUUUGUCUUUGUACAACACUUGUACAUUAUAGGAUUCACAAAUAAAUGAAGUCAUGUGGACUUAUUACCAACAACAGUUUCACGUGAGCUGCAUGAGUCUUCAUGCCCGAGGCGUUUGGACUGUUUGAAACCUGAGAGACUGCCACAGCCAGGAAAGCACAAGAUCAUCAAAUUAAUCUCUCACUGGAUUCACUUCUUAGUCUUUAUGGAAAUAUGACUUAUUUCAGGUGUUAGAGUGUGGAAAUGUUGUUUGAAUAUUGAAUAAAUGGGACUGAACCAUC